UUCAAUGAAAUCGAAAUGCUGUUUUGCAUGACAAAAUAUUUAGUGUUUCUUACAGAACUGAAGUCAAAAGGCAAACAAAACUGCUGACGCAGAAUCGGUUGGAGAGAUUUCUUAUUUCAUUUUUUGCAUUUGGUGAAAUGCGUGUUUUUUAUGCUAACUAAUUAAUAAAUAUCAACGCAAAAAAUGAAUUUUUACUUUUUAAUUAUAGUGUUUUUAUACGCUGGAGGAAGCAACGCUCGCGUUGUACCACUUACUUUUAAACAAGACAAAUCUAAACAUGUGGAUUCAAGCAUUCUCGGAAAUGAAGUAAUCGAUGAAUCCCCUCUGCAUGAAGUAGAAAUUUUAGGUCAUAGUCUACCUGAUGUUAAACAAAGCAAUGACUUGGACCUUUCCAGUUCUGAAGAGGAAGACACAACAGUUUCAGAAAUUUCAAGUAUAAAGGCAAGCAGUCUACCUGUUGAUUUAGCAACUAAGGAAAAGGAUGUGACAGAUGAAUCGAAACCUGAAAGUGCCGCGUCUUUGGAGAUACCCGAUGUUUUUGAUGAAGAAUUCAAAUCGGUCUCGGAGUUCAUAAGUAAAAAUCAUCUUGAUUCCACAGAUUUUUUCGAAGCUCUUCAAAAUAAUAGAAGUUUGAAUGAUAACAAAACUGAAGAUUUGACUUUCAAAAAUGAAACUGCCAUCACAAAUAUUUCUUUUUCACUCGAUUUGGAACAAGAAAACAACAAGGAUGUUGUGAGAACUGAAGAGAAAGUUCUGAAUAAUACCCUCGGCCAGAGUGAAACUUUUGCAGUUUCUGGUGAUCAGAAUAAAACCGUUGCAGCUUUUGAAAUUAGUAACGGUGAUCAGAAUGAAACUGUUACAGCUUUUGAAAUUAGUAACGGUGAUCAGAAUGAAACUUUUGCAGCCUCUGAAAAUAGUAAUGGUGAUCAGGAUAAAACUUCUGCAGUCUCUGAGGUUACUAAUAGUGAUCAGAAUGAAACGUUUGCAAUUUUUAAGAUUGUAAACGGCACCAAUAGUAGUGAUAAUUUUCCUGAAUUGCAGCCUUUGUUAAAUGACACAAAGUUAGAGGAGAUGUUUCUAAGCGAAACAGAAAAUAUUACCGAUGAAUUGAAGAAUUUCACAUCGGAAAAUUUGGAACUAAUAAAUGAUUCGGCAAAAAUUGCUGGAGGAAUUCUCUCUGGUUUCGACUUUUUAAUCAAUUCAGAGGUUGCUAGAAAUGCAGCUAAAGCUAUGGAGGUAUUUAAUUUCUCAGAUCCUUUAACUGAUCAUAUAAUAGAAGAAAACGAAUUCCAUAGCUUCCUUCCUGCAUUUAAUGCCGGACAUGAGUUAGAUUCUUCAAACCAAAGAAAUUUAGAAACCGCAAUAAUCCUUACCAACAGCUCUGGAAAAUCAAAUGAAACCCGAACUGAUUUCAACACAUCUUUGCCAUCUGGGGAUGAAGAUUCAAUAAUGAUUGAUGAAGUAGAGUCCGAGGAAAUUAAAAAGGGAUCUUCCGUACCAUUCACUGUGAAUGAACUGGGGGGAAGAAAUAAAACAGGAUUAACACAUUUGACAGAAAAAUUCGAAGGAAAUGUAUCAUCAGAAGGGGCUGCUUCGUUGGAAAUGUCUGAAGAUAUGAUUCAACUAGCACCAGAAGCCAAGCCUACGAAACAGAAGAUUAAUGUUUCAGUUUCUGUAUCAAGUACUGUUGAUACUGGUGGCUCUCCAGAGUGUCCACCACCAGGCUGGUGUAUAUUUUGGUUUUUGUCUCAAGAUACAUGUGCAGUAAAUGAACACUGUCUCGGAAGUCGAAUUUGUUGCAAAAUCCGAUGCUCCAAAACUUGCAUUGAAAUAGAAUCGCUGUAAUUUUUAUAUUUUGGAAAUCGAGAAUUUUUAAGAUUUCAUUUUUAAAAAGUUUAUUUAAGGUUGACAAUCAACUG
Molecule: messenger RNA, 1919 nt
Organism: Argiope bruennichi
Lineage: Eukaryota; Metazoa; Arthropoda; Arachnida; Araneae; Araneidae
Product: dentin sialophosphoprotein-like
Exons: 2
Coding region: 184-1845 (553 amino acids)
Source: RefSeq, a predicted model, not a curated record